AGUUUGAUAACAGCUCUAGGCCAGACUGUGAAGACUGUGAUCUACGUCCUUGUCUUGCUGUUCCUGUUAAUGUUUAUCUUUGCCAUUUUGGGUUACGGCUUGUACGGAGACCCUGAAACCGGAGACAGUAAAAACUGGGGCAACCUAGCAUCUGCCUUUUUCACGCUCUUCUGUUUAGUAACGGUUGACGGCUGGACGGACUUUCAGGAUGAAUUAGACCAAUAUGGUUUCAGUGCUAGCCGAGCCUUCACAAUAGUGUUCAUCUUGCUGGGGUUCUUUUUGUUUUUCAAUAUGUCUAUUGGAGUUGUGAUUAUGAAUAUCCAGGAUUCCACUCAGAAUUAUGAACGAGAGCUUAAAGCAGAAAAACAAGCUGCUCUUCGGGCAAAAAAACAGGCCAUAUUACAAAGACAACAGGAAGAAGUAAACAUGCUAAUGCACCAGCAGGUAGAUGCACUGAAUUGUAUUUACUUGAAGUUUAUUGAACAGCAUAAGUAUUACAAACAUAU
Terrapene triunguis (Three-toed box turtle) is the source of this 506-nucleotide messenger RNA. Its product is annotated as cation channel sperm-associated protein 3-like. The transcript has 3 exons. Gene Ontology annotation, biological process: transmembrane transport; monoatomic ion transport. Gene Ontology annotation, cellular component: membrane. Gene Ontology annotation, molecular function: monoatomic ion channel activity. The record is from RefSeq and is a predicted model, not a curated record. The annotation marks the transcript as partial. NCBI's taxonomy places the organism in Eukaryota, Metazoa, Chordata, Testudines, Emydidae.